This is a messenger RNA of Brettanomyces nanus, 1098 nucleotides long. RefSeq lists its product as uncharacterized. Gene Ontology annotation, cellular component: endoplasmic reticulum membrane. Gene Ontology annotation, biological process: fatty acid elongation, monounsaturated fatty acid; fatty acid elongation, saturated fatty acid; very long-chain fatty acid biosynthetic process. The record is from RefSeq and is a predicted model, not a curated record. Bases 1 to 1098 code for a protein of 365 amino acids. Lineage: Eukaryota; Fungi; Ascomycota; Pichiomycetes; Pichiales; Pichiaceae. Gene Ontology annotation, molecular function: fatty acid elongase activity. The transcript has a single exon.
AUGCAACUUUCCCCAUCACCCAAAUUCAAUGCUCCUCAUUUCCAAGGCUCUUCAGCAAGUAACCUAAUCUCCUUCGGUGCACUACCGGAUUCGGGCAUAUUCAGUCUUCCUGAUUUCGAUCUACCUUUCCCAGAUUAUCCGUUCAAUCAUAAAAAUGAUUUCCUGGUGAAUAGGUUCUAUCCAUUUUCCCUCAAACUCACGACUCCCCUGUUGUUUUCCCUCGCAUACUUCAGUUCUGUGCAUUUUUUGAACCAUGUCGUUUUCAGAAGACAGGUUGACGCUUAUACGAGAAGGCAUCCUAAGGCUAAGACAUUACCAAGAAAAUUGGUGUCAGCACCUUACUGGUUCUCUAAAACAAGACUCUUCAAAGCACUCGUAAUCUUGCAUAACAUUGUCCUCUGCAUAUACUCCCUCACGACUUUCUUUGGAUUGGUUUACACAAUGAGGAUGAAUGCUCGAGAGAUUUUGCCUGCUUUAUUUGGCAACUAUUUUGCAUCUUCCGAGUUGAGACCAACCCAUAUGUUUUGGCAAUCCGUUUGCAACAUAGAUAAUGGAAUAUGGCAGACUCACGGUUCUUCCAUUAGAGGAUUGUCCUUUUGGGCUUACUUGUUUUACCUUUCUAAAUUCUAUGAGAUAAUUGACACUAUGAUCAUCUUAUUGAAGGGUAGACAGGCAUCACUACUUCAAAGUUACCACCAUGCCGGAGCCAUCCUCUGCAUGUGGGCCGGUGUUCGUUUCUCCUCUCCACCAAUCUGGAUCUUUGUUGUGUUCAACUCUUUUAUUCAUUCCAUCAUGUAUUUCUAUUUCACUCUUUCUUGCUUUAAGAUUAAGGUGUCUUUGCGUUUCAAGCAAUGCUUGACUACUCUUCAGAUCAUUCAGUUUGUUCUGGGAGGAUGUCUUGCUGUUCUCCAUAUGUUUGUCAGAUAUAAAGAUAUUAUUACGGGAACUACGCAAAGCUGCAUCAAUACUGGAGAAGAUGCUCUUGCCAUAUUCAUGAACGUUGCUUAUUUAACUCCCUUGACCAUGCUAUUUGCCGCCUUCUACAUCGACUCUUAUAAGAAAAGAGGACUCACAACCAAGGCCAAGAAGAUUAAUUAG